AUGCCACCUACCUCCUAACAGGUCAGAGUCAGUCCCAUUUCUCCAAUAAAAACUACCAGUUCACUCUUAAAUUUGCUAUUCCCAUUAUUAUUAUUAUUAUUAUUAUCAGCACACAUAUUGGAGUUCACUCUCUCUCUCUCUCUAGCCAUUCAAGGGGUGCCCUGAGAUCACAUACAAAAAUGGUGAAGGCCGUUGCCGUCCUUAGCAGCAGUGAAGGUGUUAAAGGCACCAUCUUCUUCAAUCAAGAUGGAGAUGCCCCAACCACAGUUACUGGAGAUGUCUCUGGCCUAAAACCUGGACCACAUGGCUUCCAUGUCCAUGCCCUUGGUGAUACCACAAAUGGCUGCAUGUCAACAGGACCACAUUUCAAUCCUGCUGGUAAGGAGCAUGGUGCUCCUGAAGAUGAGAUGCGUCAUGCAGGUGAUCUUGGUAACAUCACAGUUGGAGAAGAUGGUACUGCUUCUUUUACUAUUACUGACAAGCAGAUUCCUCUCACUGGUCCACAAUCCAUCAUUGGAAGAGCUGUAGUUGUUCAUGCUGAUCCUGAUGAUCUUGGAAAGGGAGGACAUGAGCUCAGUAAAACCACUGGAAAUGCUGGCGGAAGGGUUGCUUGUGGUAUUAUCGGCCUCCAGGGUGGGCUGUGAAAGAUUUAGCAACUAACGGAGGGUGUAUUGGAAUAAGCUUUGUUUUCUAUGUUUUAUCAUGUGAUGCCUUUUGUAUUUUGGGGUUGAACCAACCAUACAUGAUAAUGGCGCUGCUUUUUAGUGUGUUGUACUAGUUUUUGCCGACAAUCAUUAACCGUAAUAAAACGUAGUCCGUUAGUAUU
Messenger RNA from Lycium ferocissimum, 826 nucleotides. Its product is annotated as superoxide dismutase [Cu-Zn]. Gene Ontology annotation, molecular function: copper ion binding; superoxide dismutase activity. Lineage: Eukaryota; Viridiplantae; Streptophyta; Magnoliopsida; Solanales; Solanaceae. The transcript has 8 exons. The record is from RefSeq and is a predicted model, not a curated record. Gene Ontology annotation, biological process: removal of superoxide radicals. The coding region runs from base 180 to 644 and encodes 154 amino acids.